Messenger RNA from Wasmannia auropunctata (little fire ant), 12355 nucleotides. RefSeq names its product 1-phosphatidylinositol 4,5-bisphosphate phosphodiesterase epsilon-1-like. Gene Ontology annotation, molecular function: phosphatidylinositol-4,5-bisphosphate phospholipase C activity. The transcript is spliced from 20 exons. Gene Ontology annotation, biological process: phosphatidylinositol-mediated signaling; lipid metabolic process. NCBI's taxonomy places the organism in Eukaryota, Metazoa, Arthropoda, Insecta, Hymenoptera, Formicidae. The coding region runs from base 1497 to 6644 and encodes 1715 amino acids. The record is from RefSeq and is a predicted model, not a curated record.
CCAGUCCCGACGAGGGUGGGACGCAUACGGUAGAUCGCGAGGGGGGUUAGCGGUGUGGCACCGACGCCGACGUCGAGGUUGGGGUGGACGUACCGCAGGAGAGGGGCGCCAUUAUAUUUGCGCAGGGCCGUCCAAUAGGGCGCAGUAUCGUCCCGACCGCCGUCGCGUUCGCACACCGUCGUAUAGUUACGUCUCUGGACUCUGUGAAACGCGCGUAAAACCACCGCCGUCGCCGUCGCCGUCGCCGUCGCCACCUCCCCCUCCCUCCGAACGUCCACGUCCGGUGUCCCGGCGAGGGUGAGAUCCACGCGAGACGUGUGUACUCGUCCUCUCCUUACCGUCCCCCUCCGGUAUCUAUCCCGCAUCCGUGUCUCUGUAUCUUUUCCUUUCCCCGUGUUUCGAUCUCUCUACAUCCGUAUCUCUUCACGUUCCGUACAUUCCUCAUCCCUCACCACCGGAUUGUCGCGCGUCCGUCGCAACUUUUACUCGCCCGCACGCAGUAUAAACAACAACGGAGAGCGCGAGAGUCCGCCUACGCACGAGGAAAUCGCAAGUGGAAAGUGUUGCGCUGCGACAAAAACGAAAGAGUCGGAGAUCGAUCGUUGGAGCAUCAAAUUGCGCUGAACAGGAAGCUGCACGUCCCAUUGCAUAAUGCCUGUCUGGAUGAAGUUUACCAGUAUUGAACAACGUGACCAUCCUCGAUGGACUUAGUCAUAAGGUUUAGAACAUCGCGGUCAGCGCGUUGCCGAGCCUGAGUAGGUGACGUACGCCAGGACAACGACGACAACGGAGGAAACGACUCGACCGCGUAGGAGGGCGUGAGCCGGGGGCUUCUCGAUCGGCUGUAUCGAUGGAGCCGUCCUGAUGCAGACCGCGGAACUACGCGGGGUUCACCCGGCCUGGUCGUCGGACUAAUUCCACCGGCGGGCCCUGGCGAUUACACGGAGCAGCGACGAGCUCUCUCAUCCCCGUCGACGGCAACAGACCCAGCCACUUCCACUUCCUCCACCCCACGUGGCCGCACCAUCACCUGAUAAGAGCUGGAGAAGCGGCCGCAGCCGCAGCCGCCUCGGAGCUCUGAGGAGCUGGAGGAUCUGCAUAAGCUGCUGCACUUCCCCGAGGAGGUGGCGCUCAGGUUGACGGAAAGCGAGUACCAGCUAUUCUAUCAGGUACCACCGCACGAGUACUUAAGGCACGUGGCGCAGGAUCAGACCGCGUUGCAGAAACCACCUGCCAGGCCACCCCCGUCGCCGAGUCGCAGCUGCAGCAACCCCAGCACCGCCAACAGCUCGACCCAAACCGAGGACGAAGCAACCUGGCCUGUCGCCACGGUGUACUCCACCGUGCAGAUCCUCAUCGAUCGUUUUAAUGAGGUAAGCUCAUGGGUCACCCACGCGAUCACCAGCGGUGCCACGGUAGAAGAACGGCAGGCAGUGCUGUCCUGUCUUCUACGCGUCGCGCUAACCUGUUGGAACACCGGAAACUUUAAUUCAGCCAUGGAGAUAAUUGCCGGUCUGAAGUCCAACAAGCUGAAGCCGUUUUGGCACGGCGUGAACGAGCCCAUACCGGUCAUGGACUAUCUCUCCUCCGCCCUUCUGUCUUCCGAAUACGAGCGUGCGCUUGCCCGCGCUCUCGCGAUGCCGGAAUGCCCGGUGGUGCCAUUCUUCGGGGCCUUCCUGCGCGAGCUGCGGGAAGUUAUCGCGUGCGAUACAAAGCCCCAGCCCGAGUUCAAGGAAAAUCGCGAGUCACCACGUGCUAGCGUUAAGGAAAGCGAACCUCAAGAACACGUGCCUUCCUCUACGCCGGUCGCCAGGAUCGCCGUCGAGAGCAACACAGAGACGCCGUCGGGAUGGAGUUCGAGGAUUGCCUCCUUGAACAAACCGGAGAACCCCAUCGCACCAGUUCACGAUACAAAUGCCGUUCUCGACAAAGUCGCGCUCUUUCACAAGCAUCGGCAUGCUCGUGGCAGAGACGCGACUACCGGUUCCCUUCAUCGCACCCUGAGCGUUCACACGACCGCGAUCGAGCAAACCUACAUGGCGGAGGAAUGCGACGAGAAUGACUAUCAUCUUGAUUUGGACUCCUACAAGCCCGUGCAGCCGCUCAAGAUCGACCACGGAGUCGCUUUGUUUCCCGUUGCCGCGCCGCACACUGGCAUGGAUCUUCAUCUUCUGCAGGUGCUACAUCAUGGAACGACUUUGGUGCAUUGGGACUGCGAGGGUGGCACCUCGAGGACGGCGUUGGUGUUCGCGCGCGUCGAUCGCGCUUGUGGCACUUUCGUGUGGGAAAAGCCACCCUGGAGUCCUCUGAAAACGGCGCAAGUUGGCGGCGCGGCUCUCACAGAGUUUUCGUUAAGCACGAACCCGGAGGACGCGAUACCGGCGGGCCUAGUCGGCAGGUACACGCAGCAGCAGGCUGACUGCGCUUCUGUCACUUUGGAGGAGGGAUACCUCGACCUGGGAUCGGUAAAGGAGAUAAUGAUCGGUUGUUGCGAUCGCGAUCGAGAGGCUGAUCUCAGGAGCAUCUGCAAGAGAUACGGCCUACCUGGCUCCGACUGCUGCAUCGGCCUCAUGUACGGCUCCAAUCUUCCGGACAAUCGACUGAUCUUGCUACUUUGCCCUCCCACCCUUAGCAGAAUAUGGUACAUGGGAUUGUGCUGGAUAUUGCGAGGCCUCAAACGACAACAACAGUUAACAGAUCGUAGAUCACGCUGGUUGAAAGAGAAAUAUCUUCAGUUAUACUUUUCCUACUUGGAACAACCGAUCGAGGGCGUGGACCAGCCGACGACGGCCGACGCUAUUCGCGUUUUCGGCGGUCGCGACUGGUCCAUGACGGAAAGCGUCGGCACGCUGUCUCCGACGAGCAGCAGUACUCUACGCAGACGAAAUGUUAAAGGCAAAAAGACAAAGUCAAUCGGCAACAUUCAUGCUCUAACCAAGGAUCUGAGUAUAAAACAGUACGACUCCUCGACCUCGGACGGCGGUCUGUGCGCCACGCCUCUUCGUCAUCUGACGGGUAGCAGAGAGUCUUUAACGAGGAUUCUGCCGGCGUCACCGAGAGCAAGCCGAGACCGAAUCCCGCCGCGUAGCCCGCCUGGUUCCGCCGAUCGUAUCACUUCCAACUUGCCUUACUCCGCUUUUCAAAGUUUGCUAUGUGUCGCCAGAGAAAAGGAUAAGAACGGAUCCGGUGGUUUGGAACGCAUACCGGGAGGCUUGGAACGGAUACCGGGAGGCUUGGAGGCCCCUUGGCAGAUGAAAGCGCAAACUACCUCGAUCAUGUAUGAGACGCAAUUGAACUUUGUGGAAUUCGUCGCGCUUUUCCGAUCGUUCAGCUUACGGGCCAGAAAAGAUUUGCGUGAUUUAUUCAGCCAAUUAGCGAUAACCUGCCGCAGCCAGAGUGACGGAUCGUUAAGGGACUUUAAUAUUCGCCCGGUGGUGCUCAGACAAACCAGUGAUGCCACUCCACAAAGAAUCGGCUUGUUGACGAGAAACAACUCUAUUGAUUGUCACGAAUACAAGACGGGCAGCAAUCUACAAAAAAAGCAAAUCUUCGACGCCGUCGCGGCAGCGAGUAUAGUCAAUAAUUGCUCGGGCGUGGACACGUCAAAAUCCCAAGUAAUCACUUUAGCAACGUUUACAAAAUUCUUGGAAUCUCGGCAGCAGGAAAAGUUGAGCGACGACGAAAUCAAGGCGUUGAUCAAGAGGCACGAACCGGACCCGGCACUUCGCACACAGUGGUGUCUGUCUUUCGAGGGUUUUGCACGGUAUAUGAUGGACAAGGACAAUUACGCCUUCCCGAACGAGUAUGCGACACCGUCCGAAACCGAGAUGCAGCAGCCUCUGUCGCAAUAUUACAUUGCAAGUUCCCACAAUACAUAUUUAACCGGGCAUCAACUCAAAGGAGAGUCCUCCGUGCAAUUAUACUCGCAGGUGCUCUUAACCGGGUGUCGCUGUGUUGAGCUCGAUUGUUGGGACGGCGACGAUGGAUCGCCGUUGAUUUAUCAUGGUCACACUUUCACUACAAAAAUACCAUUUCGCCAGGUCGUCGAGGCGAUCGAUCGAAGCGCCUUUGUCGUAUCCCCCUAUCCCGUAAUCCUUUCCAUCGAGAACCACUGUUCGCCCAGUCAGCAAGCUCGCAUGGCACAAAUAUUUCAGUCCGUUUUUGGCGAGAAAUUGGUGACGAAAUUUCUCUUCGAGACCGACUUCAGUGACGAUCCUCAACUGCCUUCGCCUUCGCAGCUUCGUUACCGAAUCUUGAUAAAAAAUAAGAAGCUGGUAAUCGAUCCCGCCGGCCCUUUGUCACACACACCCGUCAGUCAUCGAGGGAAAAUGCUCAUGUCGGAUCGGGCAUCCUCCAUGAAGCAAAUGCGGACUGACGUAAGCAGCACGUCGGUUGUCGAGUACUUUAGCGAGGACGAGGAUGACGAAGAGGACGACGACGAGGAUGACAACAUCGAUGAUAACUCGAUUUCGAGUUACGAGAGAUAUCUGGGUGGCGGCCAAGUGCCGCACGGCCGUUUGAAGUCGGACUCGGGGGUGGACGACAAGACGCAAAAGCAGAGCAGCCAGAUAGCCAAGGAGCUGUCGGACUUGGUGAUUUAUCUGCAGGCGAUUAAAUUCCGCGGACUGAACACCAUGCCAGUUGUACCGGGAAAAAUACGUCACCAAACGCACACGGGGCCAGUUCAGAGACACAGUAUCGCCGGUAUAGGACCCAGCAGCAUAGCUUCCUCGUCGGGAUCGCCGCAAUCACUCUCGACGUCCGCCUCGAUCGCGAGCGGCGGCAGCAACAUCGAUAACAUCUUCAGAUCCACUCGUGGAAUGCCGCUCUGCUUUCAAUGUUCAUCUCUGAACGAGAGCUCGGCGAAGAAGAUCUGUAGGAAGCAGCCGUUAGGCGUGGUCGCUCAUGCCGAAACUCAGCUCAUUCGAACGUAUCCCGCUGGGAUGCGUAUUGAUUCCACAAAUUUCAAUCCUGUUAUAUUUUGGGCUUUCGGAAUCCAAAUGGUUGCGUUAAACUAUCAAACCGAUGACGCGGGUUUAAACCUGAAUUCAGCCAUGUUCGAGCAAAGUGGUCAUUGCGGAUACGUUAGGAAACCCUCGGUGAUGUGGGAUAAAGGACACAUGAUGUACAGGCGAUUCAACCCUUGGGACAAGGAAUUCGACGGGCUACAUUCGGCGCAUUUAAGUCUAUCAAUAAUCUCAGGACAAUACGUCUCAAUUACAAACUUCGCCACCAGCACGUACGUCGAGGUCGAAUUGGUCGGUAUACCGAUCGACUGCGCGAAGCACAAAACGAAGGUGAUCCAGAACAAUGCGUUGAAUCCCAUCUGGAACGACAAAUUCUGCUUCCAAGUGAUGUUCAAGGAUCUCGCCUUCCUGCGUUUCGGUGUUAUCGAGGCGAGCUCCCAUCACGUGAUCGCGCAACGUGUAAUACCGCUCAAGUGUCUACGGCCCGGCUACCGACACGUGCGAUUACGAUCCUGCAAGAACAAGCCGCUAGCCCUUUCCACGCUCUUCAUCUAUUCCCGCUUGGAGGAGGAGAGCUUGGACUACAACACCUGCUGCCGCGAUCAUAAGGAGUCGUCCAAGCGUCUCUCAUCGAGCAAGGAGCCCGAGAAACUGAGUACUGUCGAUCCCGGAUCUCUUGGUGGCGUCACCUUGAAGAGACGAAUGUUCUUCUUGAUGGUCUACCACGUGAUACCGGACGAACCGUACACCAUUCUGAAGGUAACCCAGGAGAGUACUACACAAGAGGUGAUGCUGCAGGCGUUGCAAAAGGCCGGGAUAUCGCCGGAUCACGUAGAUGAGUACAUUUUGGUGGAGGAGGUGUCCCGCGGAUGGGAGAAAAGGGACAGGGAAGAGCUACCGACUCAACGCGUGCUGGACCCCACGGAGCAUCCCCUUCAAGCGCAGGCUCUCUGGAAAGGGCAAGGUCGCUUUCUGCUGAAGCGAGUGGGCGACGAUCCGAGCAGUAGAGCGUGGCUCGCCUCCAUCAGGAGCACGGCCGGCCACUCGAAGCUCAACGAUUCCAACGCGAGGGACCAAUCCACUCACAUAUGGGACGAGGCGGAUACCUUUCUGGUCUGCAUCUACAACGUCUCACCGGAGAUCCCUUAUGCGAUUCUACGGGUACCGAUAAGCAGCUCGGCGCAGGACGUGCUGGCGCAAGCUCUGAUAAAGGCCAGAAGAAUGGAGAACCCGGCCAAGUUCGCCCUGGUCGAGGAGCUGGAAUGGGGCGGCGCGGGCGCUGUCGGGAGCGGAAAUCGUCAGUUGAGGGUGUUGAACGACGACGAGAAUGUUUACACCACGCAAGCCUUUUGGAAGACUCUCGGCAGAUUCAUCCUCCGAGAAAGAGAACAAGCCAUACCGAGGCGGACCUUGCUGCCCGCGACCCUCGAUAGACUCAGCAAGGGAUUUUCCGUCGGCAGAUCGGUGUCCUUGCCAGGAUCCAGCAAAGAAAAGGUGCCUGUUUCGGAAGCACUGUCGGACCCCACAUCCAGAGGCCUGAGACAUCGGCUAAUGAUGUCGGGACGUAGACGGGAGGUUCACUCCGACGGGGAAGAUACGCGCGAGUCCGAUAUACUGAAUGCUGCUUUUCAUCUGAAGAAGGUCUCGUUCAGGAAACUAAUGAGCUGGAAGUCAUAGUGGCAAUCAAGGGCGACGUCGAUAUCAUCGAUCCUCGCCGCUCGGAGAAGUAACCUGUAAGCUUGUAGUCCAAAUACCGUGAUCAGAAGACUAGCUCUGAUCUUUGCGAAAACGUUUCCCAUGCCGACGAUCCUGUCGAGGUGCGAUCUCAAAACGAAAGAGGAGCUUGUGAGGACCGAGAGAUUUCACUUUGUCGAAAAUUCAUGUAACACAAGCGUCACGGACGCUCGUACAAGUUAGAAUCUGUAAGUCGUUAAGUCGAAUGACAAGGCGUGUGUUACGAUCAGAAUAGAUAAAUAUCCAUCGCGAUACUACAGAAAUAUCAGAUAGCGUGUUUUUAUCAUUGAUCAUGUGGGGACAUUACGCGAGAAAAAAUACGAUCUUUGCAAUAGAAAAAAAAGGAAGAAUCGAUUUCUUCAGAAAAGAAUAGGAUGAUUUUUUUUUGGAAAACAUCUAAUGUCUGGAAAACAGCAUGACAUUCUUAAAUUCGAUUAUGCACGCGAUUAUCUCCGUGUUAUUUGAGCAAAAUAUCGGAUAAACGAAAUCACCAUCGCUGCAGAAAGCAACACUUCGAUGAAUUUUCCCAAGAAAAUCGAACGAUACUGAGAUGGAAAAAUUAUUACGCCGCCAUUUUCAAAGAUUUUUCAAAGAGUUUUAAAAAGUAUAUAGCAUAUCUCUGAAGUAACGACAUAGCACAAUCAUUAAGUGGCAAAGCGACGAUUCUUGAAUCCCCUUAAGUUCGCAUGAAAGCCAAUAAGCAUCAUACUGGAUUACGUUACGUGGCAGUAAAUUAGUAUCAGAUCGCGGAUCGAGAGACGGAUGACGUAACUUCCGCGUUCGACAGAGACGCGCUGGCGCGUCAAAAGAAAAAGAAAGAAAAAUUAGUAAAUGCCACGCGUCGCGCCUGAUUUUAUUAUUUUUGUACAACGAAGGAAGGAGGGAGAUCGUACCGGGCGAUCUCUAAACAUUUUGCCAAACGACGAUUCUAAGUGAUUCUAGAUCCGCGACACAUUCGUAAUGUUUAGACGUAUAUCGGAAGUGCUUCCCAGUUUGAACCAGUGUUUCCGUUUGAAAUAUAUAUCGCGCCUCCGUCUAAAUCGAUAUAUCGAUAUAUCUCCAAAGAAAUUACGUAGCUUCAUGUGACUUCUCGUCAUUCGUAAGCAUUAUUUUUAUCAUUUUACGUCGUACCUGAGGUUUUUCCAUUGAUACGAGAGUUACGCCUUCGCGCGGGAGCUCUGUAAUAAAGUUAUAUAUCGCUGUUAUCGCACUUUGUUUGUUCGCUCUAUUAAUGUUAAACAAUUUCUUUCUGCGUCUAGUCGACCAUGUGAUAAGGAAUUUGCGUAUAGAAUCCAAUGAGAGCGCAUCGUAAAAAUGUAUAUUGGGAGUUGCUACUUAAAGAUCGUAUUUACUAUAUAUUGUUAACGCUAGAGGGUAGAUCGAUGUUGCAUUCUCGAUUACCGUCCCUCUCUCCUGACUGUUUUAGCGAGCGUAUGUAUACGUAGAUUGUAAAAAAAAAAACGAGACCAAGGAGUGUCGAUGGAGUGGAAAAUACCGCGUCCGAAUGUGCUAUCACUCUAUUCAAUUAUUUUUUCACGUGACAAAAGCAUUCGCGCGUCGACGAGCACACACUCGAAACCGACAGCCUAAUUUUAUGGAAAAAUAAUUUCGCUAAUAGCGUUAAUUAAUUAAUUAAUGAGGAAACAAUAUGGAAUCUGACGUCGCAAGCCAGUGAGGUCGCGAGAUAGCCUUGCCCCUCCCCCCUCUCUCCGUCUUCCACGUCCGAAUCGUCCCAGAUAUUUUAUAUUUUUUCGAAACGGCUUCUGCAGACCGACCUUUUAGACGAAUCUGUAGGCUGUACGAAAGCACGGAAACGCCGGGAUUUUUUAAUGUUGCGAGAAAAAUAUAUGCGAGAUAUACGCUAGUCGUAUCAUUCCCCAAAAUGCUUCGCGACGUCACUGGGGACUCUGUAUAUUUUUGGAUACCACUUCCUUCCUUAUCCUCCAUCUCUCCGAAAAUACGUAAUCACACAUAUCCACAUGAGAGACCAAAUGGGCGAGGCAGACAAACGGGAUAAGAAACGAGAAACAAACACAUACAGGCCAAUUACACAUAUCUCUGAGUAAAUAAAAAAAAUAAAAUAAAAGGAACAAUAUUUGAUAGAGUAAUUUCCGUGGAAGAGAAACAUCAAUGCAUCAUUCCCAAAAGUUGUUCUAUCUGUGCUAGCCGUGAAAAGAAAGAAAAACAAUCUGAUCGGUCCAAUUUGUAGAGAUCCAAUCCACUGAAGAGAAACAAGAUUUAAACCAACUGUAUUUAUAAUACCGUUAGAUCGCAAUCGUAAAGUACUUCUUAGAUACAUGAUGGCCAGCAUCUAAUUUACGAUCGUUAUCUACCAACGCAUUUGACAAUAGUGAUUAGUAAAAUGAUUAUAAAACCUAUUUCUUUAAAAUAUAUUUUUUGUUGCCUAUAACAAAAAAUAAUUAAAUUUAAAGUUUUUUUGUAUUUAUAGGAAUAGCUUUUUUUUUACAUGUUUUAAAAUUUCUUCUUCGGGAAAAAUAUCCCGUAAUAUGGAAAUCUAUAGAUACAUUUUUCUCCGUUCUUUUCUUUCGAUCACCUUACACACUGCAAUGCAGUAAAAUUUCUCAAAUAUUAACGGAAGACUAAAUCGUGAAAUCGCGCAACAAUAUGGCAAACGCAACAAGCAUGCGUACUCUCAUCACCGCGUGCAAUUUACACUAAAUGAUAAGCGAGGUCAAAGUACAUCCCGGUACACCGCAACAGUAUUUACCUAAUGUGUAGCAUCCUCAAGGAACAUUAUGUAUAUAGCAGUAAAAUGAACAAAAUGGCUACUAAUAACGUUAAUUAAUUAAUUAUUGUAAUUAAUAUUCGACGCUCCUUGGACCUCCGACUAAACCCCCGUAUCAAGAGAAUCAUCGAUUGUAAAAGGACGGUGUCUAUCAAGCGUUGCAUCUCGAUUGCAAUCGUUGUAACCAUUCGUCGUUGUGCCGCCGCCGAAUAUCGCAGCAAACUGCGUACCAAUUCGCCUCCGAAAAGCACGGACGCCUUCGGCAAACAACAUUGUUCCCCGUAAAAUCAUAAUUUUACAGGCUUCUCAAUAAAAUAAAAUCAAUUACAAUGAUUAAUUCGCUGCCAUUAUGUAACCCUUUGACUUUAAUUCGAUACUAAAACAAUACGUAAACAAACUUCAAUGCUUAGUUGCGAAUUACGAGAAUGUUAUAUGGAUUAUAUGCAAAAUUAGAUUACCUCAACUUUAUUAAAUUCGAAAAUCGUCGACGAGAUAAAUAAUAACAAUAUGCUAUUCAUUUCAGAUUAUUUAAUUUAAUCAUUUCAUUAAUAGCUAUCAUCGACACGCACAUAAAAUAUUUAUUAUCUAUUAUCAUUUAGUAUUAUUAUUAUUAUUUAUUAUCUAAUUUUGGAUACAAUUUAUUUCAAAAUAAUGAAUAAAACAUUUUACUUUCGCGUAAGAUAAAGCAAAACAUAAAAGCUCGUCGAUAUAUAAAACGCAAUGUUGUUUCGCUAUACAACAACGUGUUCGACGGCGUCCGUGCUCGACGAUAAUUCAAUCCUUCGUCCGUCAUCCCCUUUUCUCGAGGCUGAUUCCAAAGAACUCAUUGUCAGUUAAAAGGUGACUAUCGUAUUAAGAGCGGUGCGCACACGCGAAACGAUUACUUCUUAAUAUUUUUGGGACCACUCUGAUUAAGGAAACUACCGUGCGAGCUCCCAGGGGCCGAUCCUAAAUGUAAAACGGUACCAGUAUUAAGGGCUCCUUGCUUUCUUCGUCGGUCGAGAGCGCGGACCGCACGAUGAAGGUAGGAGAAAGGAAGAAGCGCGAAGAACGAGAGAUGGGCAGGACAGAAAACAAACCGGAAGAUUAUUACCUCGAGAAAAUCGAGGAGCAAAAGGCCGAAUGAAUGGAUGCUGGGGCUCACUUUAAGCGAUCUACAAUUCACAUAAAAAUUCACGCUAAACUUCUACUUAUAGUAUUAAAGUGCAAUUUCACUCGAUGCUUGAUGCUAGAUUUCAAACAAUGACUAGAAUUCAACACGCGCGCCAGCGUUAAUUCAUGAAAUUAUCAAGAGAAUUCUAUUCUAAGAUCUAAUGCAUGCGAAUUGUAUAUCAUUCAAAGUGAGUUGAACGCAUCGGCCGGGCAUAUCUCUAGUUGUACAUAUCCGUGAUUCUUCGGUAGCUGUUACGUUGAUAUGCAAACACAAAAACGCGCGUAAUACAUAUAAAUAUGAUCGUAUAUAUAUGUAUAUACGUACAUAAACGCGUUAUUCUCCAAGAGCCGUCGAGCGGCAUUUUUACGUGCAUGACUGCACGUUUCGGAGUCAGAAAGGAAGAAAAAAUGAAAGAAUUAUCCUUAACCGUGACGAAAAAAAUGCGAUAGUUUGUAGGAUGGAACGAUUUAAAAAAAGAGAGCGAGAGAAAGAGAGAGAAAGAGAUGAAUUGAUUCAUUAAAAUUUAUAUAAUUGAUUAAUUAAGAGACGUAGUCUCGCCGCGCGCACUCGGGCUGGCACCGACUUCGCACGGUGUGUGUCGAUCACCGAGAGAUAAUGAUCAGAUGCGACACGAGAUGUCCCGUUUUUGCUUAAUUAUGAACUUUGUCACAUAUACGUAACGCAUUUAUCUUGCAAGCGGUCGCUGCCCCGCGUCUCUCGUCGACGGCUUUCUCCGGCUCAGUGCAAGUAUCGCUAUAUGACCGUCGGAAAAGAAAAUUAUACAUGCAAGUUUAACGAACUAUGCAGCAAUUAGUUAAAUCGCCGAAUAAUAUUGACUAUAUAUAUAGUUAUCAGAGAGAAGGGAUACCAGGUUAAUCGUAAUCGUUUCUUGCCUACUUCUCUAAAAACUUCAUCUCGUUCAAUGAUUUUUAGGAUACAAUUUACAACUACUUACAAUAAUUAAUUUACCGUCUUGGAAACGGCACGAAAAAAUGCAGAAGAGAACGCUCUGCCGUUUGAUGUACUUGCAGAAAACGUAUUUUGAAUUCCAAUUGAUUGUUGAAAAAUUCCGAUCUUGCUCCGUUUAAUCCCGUAUUAUAUAUAAUUUCGCCAUUAACAUUUGUGAUAUUUUCCGUUUGACCUCCAGUUAAUGUAUAAAUUUUCGAAAAUGUUGUGUAAUCGUUGUAUAUGUGCACGUAAAAAGAUAUACUUUUUGUAAAAUUCUUCGGAUAUAGAUUGGUCAAAAUGGAAAAAGAUUUUUUUGUAAACUUUAUUGUGAGAUAUUAUCAAGUAACGUGCUAUUCCAUGUAUUACAAUCGCCAUUAAGCCGCGAUGCUUAAAGAGUAAGAUGGGCGAUGAAAGAUUUGUAAGACAAAACGUAAAAAAAAAAGAUGUUACCGCUAAAGCAGAAAACUUCUUUCCUAGUACGCCAUACAAUAUGCCGUAGCAUUUCGUCACAUUUAAAUGACAAUUAUUACGAAAUAAAAAAAAAGGACGAGCAUUAUAUGAGUAGCCGCUAACAUUAAUAGAAUUCUCUUGGCGUUAUUAUGUAAACACUCGAGUAGCCUCCGUUCUCAUUUCGAAGAACAAAGAGAAGCAUGUAAUACCCGUUAAAUAAAAGAAAAAAAAAGCAUGCGACCAUCUUGGAAACUUAUAGCGAAUUUAUCAUUACAAUAAAUAUUAAUACUAUUGACAUUGUUGAGAAAAAGAAUCUACAUGUAAAUAUAUAAGCAUAAAGAGCAUUUUUAUAAAUAA